AUGGGGUCGGACCAAGCGCCACCUUUUAAAAAGAGGUUCUAUCAUGUCAAAGUCAAGAAUCUAGAGCUAGUCAGCUUGCAAAAACUAGGGCAGCGAAUGGAUCAAGUUCAGUGUCAAGCCUUCAACAAGUUAUAUGGGAAGAUAUGGUAUCUGGCAUCCCAUCGUCUAAGGCAGUAUAUGUUGAGCCGUACUACUUGGUUGGUAUCCAAUAUGGACCCAAUCAAGUACAUUUUCGAGAAGCCCGCUCUUACGGGGUGGAUCGCUCGGUGGCAAGUUUUUCUAUCUGAGUUGGACAUCGUCUAUGUCACCCAAAAGGCAAUAAAGAGAAGCGCCUUGGUAGACUAUUUGGCUCAGCAUCCUCUCAAUGAUUACCAGCCCAUGCAUCUGGAAUUUCCAAAUGAAGACAUUAUGGCCUUGUUCGAAGAGAUGUCAGAGGAUAAGGACAGGGAUAAGUGGAUCGUGUGGUUUGACGACGCGUCCAACGCCCUAGGCCAUGGGGUCGGGGCAGCUUUGGUCUCUCCCGACAAUCAAUGCAUUCCCUUCACGGUCAGAUUGGGUUUCGAUUGCACGAACAACAUGGCUGAAUACGAGGCAUGCACCCUUGGGAUCCAAGCGGCAAUUGACUUCAACGUCAAGUUGCUCAAAGUGUACGGAGACUCAGCCUUGUUGGCUAAGUUCUUCGAUGAUGUCUCUUUCUACCACGUUUCCAGAGAGGAGAAUCAAAUGGCCGAUGCGCUUGCCACUUUAGCAUCCAUGUUCCAGCUGACUCCACACGGAGACUUGCCGUACAUCGAAUUUAGAUGUUGCGGCAAGCCCGCGCAUUGCUAUUUGAUAGAAGAGGAACAAGAUGGUAAACCUUGGUACUUCGACAUCAAGUGA
Messenger RNA from Glycine soja, 879 nucleotides. RefSeq lists its product as uncharacterized. The transcript has 3 exons. NCBI's taxonomy places the organism in Eukaryota, Viridiplantae, Streptophyta, Magnoliopsida, Fabales, Fabaceae. Gene Ontology annotation, molecular function: nucleic acid binding. The record is from RefSeq and is a predicted model, not a curated record. The coding region runs from base 1 to 879 and encodes 292 amino acids.